AUGGUGAUAUGGACGCUCAUAUACUACGCAUCGCCGCGCGUGCUGCAGCACGUGCGGAUCAUCGUCGCGUACACGUGGUUCGUCAACGUCUCCAUCGUCAUCCUCGUCCCUGUCGACGUCUGGACGGCGAUAUGUCUGGAGGGCGAGGCGGGCCCCACGGGGAUGGCGUCGGGGCUGUCAGCGGCGGUGUGCGGGUCCAAGCUGUCCGUGCAGUUCAUGUGGAGCUUCUCCUACUGGAGCGCCUACUUCCUCACCUGGAUGAUCAUCCCCAUGAUGCAGGGAUACGAGGACGCUGGGGGUCUUUUAGUCAACUCAGGCUACGAGGAUGCGGGGGACUUCACGGCAAAGGAGCGGCUGCGCACGAGUGUGAGGACAAACCUCAUGCUCAUCGGCAUCGUGGGCGCCGUGGCCGUGGUGGGCAUUAUCAUCCUGCUCGCCACCAAGGAGAUGGCCUGGGACAACAUAGUGUCGCUGGCCAUAGGUGCGUCGAACGCGUUUGCGCUGAUAACGGGCGCGCUGCUGCUGGGGUACGGGCUGGUGGAGAUCCCAAGGGGCCUCUGGAGCCACGCUGACCUGGCAGAGCGUCACAAGUGGCUGUCCGUGCGCGUGGCCCGGGCGGCACAGAAACUGGACCAGGCGCACCAGGAGCUCAGCACUGCCAUUGUGAUUGCUCAGGCCACCUCGCUGCAGAUGCCCAGACAUGAUCCCCUGCGACCCAUGAUGGAGAUUAUCGAUGCCAUGGCGAGUGAGGAUGCGGGGUUCAAGCCGUCAGGCGGGCAGAUUGGCGAGAACGACAUGGACUAUGAUGCCGACGCCAAGAGCAUGGCUGCUCUCCGGCGCCGCCUGCGCAACGCCCAGGACAACUACUCGCGCUGCAAGACGGAGUACUGCACGGUGGUGUGGGAGGCGCUGCAGCUGGAGGAGACGCUGCACAACUGCUACCAGGGCACGGGCCGCUACACCUCCUACCUGCGCGCGCCCAGGAAGGGCUUCUUUGCCCCGCUCCUCGAUGUCGUGGAGUGGUGGUGGCGCUGUGCCAUCCGCAGCCACGUGGUGCGGGCCUUUGCACUGCUGCUCGGCCUCAUCUCACUCGCCAUCCUCUUUGCCGAGGCCACCCUUCUCUCUCAGAAGUGGGUCGACCUCUCGCUCUUCUCCGUGCUCGUGCGCGCCGCCGCGCUGCACGGGGAGGCGGUGCAGCUGAUAGUGUUUGUGCCGCUGGUGUACCUGUGCGUGUGCACCUACUUCUCACUCUUCAAGCUCGGCAUGUUCUCCUUCUACUACCUCGUCCCCGCGCACACCGACUCCGUCUCGCUCCUCAUCAACUGCUCCAUGGUGUCGCGAUAUGCCGCCCCCAUGUGCUACAACUUCCUCAGUCUCAUCCACCUGCGUCACUACAACUAUGCCACUGGCUCUGUUGAGCCCCUCAUCACCGUCUUUGAAAAGCGCAUGGGGGUGCUGCCCAAGUCGUUUGACCGCGUGUACCCGCUGUGCAUGGUGGCGUGGUCGCUGCUCAUCGCACUCAACGUGCACCACCGCCUCUUUGACUCCGUCACGCACCUCCUCUCGCACUGCCGCGGCCUCUACAGCCGCACCUGGCGUCGCCUGCGCUUCGACGAUGACGGCGAGGGGGAGGAUGUGGGCGUGGACGGGCGCAGGGUGGUGGUCAAGGGCCACAUGAUACUGCAAAGAGAGCGGGCGACCAUAGAGCGCGGGCUGCCAGUGGGUGAGAGUGUGGUGCCCCUGGCGCGCCACUUCUCCUCCAAGGACCUUCAUGCCUCCUCCUCCGCCUCCUCCCUUCUCUCAGGCCACUACUCCACCCCCACUAAGGUGCCUCACACGGACCCCAGCUCCUCUUCCUCUGCGGACCCGCUGCUUGACUCACGGCUGGCUGCGGUGAGGCCAGCAGGGGGCAAGCCUGCGGCUGACAGCACCAGCACCAAGGACCCCGAGUCGGCGUCCUUGCUCAGAGCAGCAGACACCAGCUCGGGUUCAGUCAAAUACUCUGGCAUUGCUGCUGGUUCUUCUGCUGGCGGCAGUGCCAGGAAGCCCCAGCGGCCUCCUCCAGGGGGUGCUUCAGGUGCUUCGUCAGGUGCUGCCUCUCCAGCAGCAGGUGUGGCAGCCAGGCUGGGGCUGGAGGCGAGCAUAAAAUCAAGCUCAGCAGGCGAUCUGCUUCCCCUGGGUCGGGAGAAGUCAAGGCAGGCCUCUGUCCCUGGCAGUCCCCUCUUGCUCUCUCGAGCCGCCUCUCCUCUUGUCGCUUCCAGGCUGCCACCCAUCAGCACCUCUGCUCACUCAACUCCACACCACCUUUCCACUGCUGUAGCUGCUGCUCCUGCUGGCAGUGUAACACCCACGCGCCCACUCUCGCCUCCCUCUCUCCUCUCUUCCGCUCUGGGCCUAAGCUCUGCAGCGAUGGUGUCAACCCCACAGAGGUAUUUCUGGGCCGGGCAGGGCACAACAGCUGUAGCUGCAGGUGCAGGAGAGCAGCAAGGAGGUACCCAGCAAGGGAGCAGUAUGUCUCCUACAGAGUCCCCGCUCAUCUCAGGCCAAAGAGGAGCAGCAGCAGGUUCUGUGGCCCCUCCUCAGCUCUUCCUCCCUCACCCCUCAUGCAUCCUCUUCCCCUCACUACCCUUCCAUGCACAUCCCUCGCCUCUUCCUCACCUUCCCCUCCCGCUCCCCCCCCGCCCCUCCGCCUUCCCCUCCUCUCCCCCUCUCCCUCCCCUUCCCCCUUCCUCCCAGCAGCGCACGAGCCGUGCUGAAACGCGUUCUCACUUCUCUUCAGUUCUCUCCUUGCUGGUUGUGGGGAGGGGCGUGGGGGUCAACACCACCGCUCCCUCGCGCUCCUCCCCUGUGGCCGUGCAGGUGGCAGUGGUCGGAGGGGAGGGGGGCAGCACUCCACUCGGCUGCGGUGGGAAGGGAGAGUAUCGGGCUGGGUCGUCUGAAACAAGUGGCCCCUUCCCCUCUGCUUCUUCUGAUUGUAUAUUUUUUCACCCCCUCGCCUCUCCUCCAGUCACUCACAAUUUCUAUGUGGGCCAUUGCAGGUGGCUGUGGUGGGAGGGUAGAGGGGCAGCACUGCACUCAGCUGGGAUUGGAAGGGAGAGUAUCGGGCUGGGUUGUCUGAUGCAAGCACUGAAGCAAGGACAGGAGAGUGAAGUCCACCCUCUCACUCACCUCCUCCUCUCUCCCUUUUCCCUUCCCUCCCAGCAGCACCCUACCUGGACCACAGUGGAAUCCCCUCCUUCCGUUCAUCCCCCCCUCCCUUCAAUCACCCCCUCCCCAGCAGCCUAA
This is a messenger RNA of Closterium sp. NIES-65, 3285 nucleotides long. The record is from the annotation of a GenBank genome assembly. NCBI's taxonomy places the organism in Eukaryota, Viridiplantae, Streptophyta, Zygnematophyceae, Desmidiales, Closteriaceae.